Messenger RNA from Rotaria sp. Silwood2, 984 nucleotides. NCBI's taxonomy places the organism in Eukaryota, Metazoa, Rotifera, Eurotatoria, Philodinida, Philodinidae. The record is from the annotation of a GenBank genome assembly.
GCAUAGCAAAAUAGGGCACUCUUUUCUCUAUUAGACUAUAUAGAAAGAAAGUUUUUUUUAAGCUUACUAUAUGGCUAUGUAACGUCGUGAUCAGAACUUUUGGUACACCCUAAGUAAAACAUUUACGUUUAUGGUUCUAAGUUAAGCUAAAUAGAAAGUAGUAGCGGGCUCGACGAAAGAACUAUUGGAAAAAAAGAUCGACAUUUUGUCAUACUCCGGAACAAAAAUACAUGCAGAAUACAAUGUCAAGAAAAUCUUGACAUAUCGAGUAUUUUUCUUCCAAAGAAGAAUAUCUUGAAGACGAUUCAGUAAAAUUUUGCUCGGCUCUCUUUAUCAUAGCAUACAUCCAUAUCUACAAAGUCGAAUUAUGCAAUACAUAUUCAGCAAGGCGAUUUAACAACGGAACGAGUUGAUGUUAUUGUUGUAAGUUCAUCAUUACAGAUUUUACUCGAAAAUAUUUUUAAAGCUGGUGGAGAUGCCCUAAGAACAUUGUACAAUAGAGAAUCAAAAACAAAUCCAACAUCAGUCACUUCUAUUGCGAGUAGUGGACAACUUCGAUCGAAAAAAGUUUAUUUUAUACCAUGGCAAUCGAAUACCGAUGAGACUCUACUCUGUCAAUCAUUGAAACAAUUUAUUUUAACAGCAAUCGAGAAAGCAUCGAAUGAAAAUUAUCAUAGUAUUGCAUUUCCAGCUAUUGGUUGCGGUCAGUCUGGUUGCUCGAUCAGCCUUAUUGCAAAAACUUUAGUUGAAGACGCUCAUCGACUACUGGAUAUCCACGGUAUUUCUGUUUCCUUCAUAAUACAGCCUGACAGAGCAGAUAUUUAUCAUGAAUUUAAAAAGCAAAUCGAUUUAUUAAAGCAAUUCAAGCAGCCUUCAGAUACGUCAGCAAUGUCCGUUUCAGUUGGAAAAGGAACAAUUAUAGUUGAAAAGGGUAAUAUAACAACGCAGCAGGUACAGAACUAUGCACAUCAAACAGUACAAUAA